This is a messenger RNA of Rana temporaria (common frog), 2793 nucleotides long. Its product is annotated as extracellular calcium-sensing receptor-like. The record is from RefSeq and is a predicted model, not a curated record. Gene Ontology annotation, biological process: G protein-coupled receptor signaling pathway. Lineage: Eukaryota; Metazoa; Chordata; Amphibia; Anura; Ranidae. Gene Ontology annotation, molecular function: G protein-coupled receptor activity. The transcript is spliced from 6 exons. Gene Ontology annotation, cellular component: membrane. Bases 1 to 2793 code for a protein of 930 amino acids.
AUGUGCCUGCUGUUCAGUAAGUUUUUGGUGUUUUAUGUCAUUUUUAUGGAUGUGUUGGAUUGUCUGGAGCCUAUGCAUGGUUGCCACUUGCCAGCUGUUCCUAUCUAUGGGUACCUGAGGCAGCCAGGAGAUCUGGUGAUUGGAGGAACUUUUCCUGUUCAUGUGGACAGAAGCUACACUGAAAACACAUUUACCAGCAAGCCAGAGGACCUCAAAUGCAAGCUCCUUGAACUUGACAAUUACCAGAGAAUGCAAGCCAUGAUAUACGCCAUAGAAGAGAUUAACAAGAAUCCAGGCCUUCUUCCCAAUAUCACCCUGGGCUACCAGAUCUUCGACACUUGUACUGUACUCAGACGGGCAAUAGAAGGAACUCUGUGGAUGUUAUCUGGAGGAAAAGAAAGCAUUCCAAAUUAUCAGUGUGAACAAACAGGCACUCUUGCUGGUAUCGUUGGUGACUCUGCGUCUACACGCUCCAUUCUAAUGGCACACGUUUUAGGUCUUUAUAGAUAUCCACAGGUACAAAAUAAUACUUUUCUUAAAGCUGAACUCUGGAUAUUAAAAAUCUGUAGACUUUACCUUACAAAUGAUAAUAUGAUUCCUCUCAUUUCAUUUUUUUUUAAUCCACAGAUAAGCUACUCCUCAACCAGCCCAACUCUCAGCAACAGAAAAGUCUUUCCUUCUUUCUUUCGUACCAUACCUAGUGAUGUAUUUCAGUCCCGAGGUCUUGCUAACCUAAUCCUGUAUUUUGGUUGGUCAUGGGUUGGCUUUCUAGCAAGCGAUAAUGACUAUGGUCAACUAAGUCUCCAGGCGGUAAAGCAGGAAUUAAUCAAUUCUGGUGCAUGUGUAGCUUUCAUAGAAACUAUUAUGACCGGCCAGGCCAACAGGAAUGCUCCACACAUUGUCAAAGUUAUCAAGGGGUCAACAGCCAAAGUUGUGGCAGUGUUGGCUUCCAAACCAGAAUUUUUACCAGUUGUAGAAGAGUUAGCAAAACAGAAUGUGACUGAUAUAAUCUGGAUAGCCAGUGAAGCAUGGUCAACCUCUAAUCUUCUUUCUAAAGAGAAGUAUCAGCACGUCUUGAUGGGCACUCUUGGGUUUGCUGUCCAUGCAGGGCAGUUGCCAGGAUUUAUGGAGUAUCUGAACAGCUUACACCCAUCAAAAGCUCCAAAUGAUUUAUUCAUAAUAGAGUUUUGGGAGCAACUUUUUUCUUGCAGAUGGAUUAACCACCUGAAUUUGGAUGACAGGAUAAGUAACAAAACAGCACAAGACUGCACUGGGGAAGAAAAACUGGGGAAGUCAAUGCUGAAAGUUGAUUUUGGAGCAACCUUUAUGGUCUACACUUCAGUUUAUGCAUUUGCAUGGGCCUUACAAAAUCUACUUCACUGCCAGAAAGGACAAGGCCCAUUUCAUAAUGGAUGUGCAAACAUUUUGUCAUUUGACCCUUGGCAAGUACGUUACUUGUAUUUUUCGCAAAGUCGAUUGAUUAUAUGUUUUGCUUGUUUUGCUUUAAAUCCCUCUCUUCUUAAUGUUGUUUUCCAGCUUCUCCAUUAUAUUAAAAGAACAAGGUUUCAGACUACAGACAAGACAAACAUAUUUUUUGAUGACAAUGGGGAUCCUCCAGCCCUUUAUGAUAUUGUGAACUGGCAGAUAAGUUCUACUGGGUCCUUGGAGCAAGUUAUAGUAGGAAGAUAUGACUCCAGCUCCACAGAUGAGAACAUCAUGAGUCUAAACCAUGCUGGCAUUGUAUGGGUUAAUAACAAAACAAUGGUUCCACCAUCAAAGUGCAGUUCUAGCUGUUCUCCAGGAUUUAUGAAGGUGGCCAUUUCUGGAAAGCCAAUUUGCUGUUUCCAGUGUGUACCAUGUCCUCAGGGACAAAUCUCCAAUGAAACAGAUGCUGUCAAUUGUCACCCUUGCCCUUGGGAUAUGUGGCACAAUCUCCGACAAGAUGCAUGUUUGCCAAGGCCCAUUGAGUUUCUAUCCUACAGCGAAGCACUUGGCAUGAACUUGGCUACCAUUGCCAUAUUCUCCUCUGUUGUCCCACUUGGAAUUUUGGGAUUGUUCAUCCAUUAUAGGACCACACCAAUUGUGCGAGCCAACAACUGGUCUUUAAGCUGUCUUCUACUCAUAUCUUUGUGCCUCUGCUUCCUUUGCUCAUUGGCGUUUAUUGGAUACCCACAAAUAGAAAAGUGCCUACUCCGCCAGGUUACAUUUGGUUUGGCCUUUUCAUUGUGUAUCUCUUGUGUUCUAGCCAAAACUAUUACAGUUGUCAUUGCCUUCAAAGCCACCAUGCCAGGAAGUCAGUUAAGAAAGUUUACUGGUGUACGAGUAUCCUACUCACUCAUUGUCUUUUGUCUACUAAUCCAAGUAUCCAUCUGUGUGACUUGGCUUUCCUCUUCACCUCCUUUUCCAGAGUUUGACUCUAACUCUCAGUCAGGGGUGAUUAUUUUGAGCUGCAAUGAAGGUUCUCCUACAGCAUUCUGGUUCAUGUUAGGAUACCUUGGUCUCCUAGCCACCAUCAGUUUUAUUGUUGCGUUCUUGGCCAGAAGAUUACCUGACAGCUUCAAUGAGGCAAAGUUUAUUACCUUUAGCAUGUUGGCUUUCCUCAGUGUUUGGAUUUCCUACAUCCCAGCCUCUCUCAGCUCACGAGGAAAGUAUACUGUGGCCACAGAGAUCUUUGCCAUCUUAUCUUCUAGCUGGGCUCUUGUGGUUUGUAUUUUCCUGCCAAAAUGUUUCAUCAUAUUGUUUCGACCAGAUAUGAACUCUAAAGGACUAUUGAUAAAGAAAAACUACAGCUGA